CUAUUAUUUUGACGUAAACACUUAAAAAUCAAAAAUUAUUUUUAUGGGAUUAAUUUUGGUGAAACAACAAAGGAAAAAUGAAGAUGACGAAGAAGUUUUAAGCUUAUAAUUAUCUUUUCUUUCUACAGAAAAGGAACAUGAAGGCAAACAUUCAGCUCAUUUGCUUCCCCAUUAUAUUCUGUGCAAUAAUUGUUGUCACGCAAACAGUGGUUGACAUUGAGCUAGAUAAACCAAAAUUCCAGUGUGGUUGUACUUGUAUUGAUACAAAUGGAGAUGGUCAGUGUGAGAAAGUCUGUGGGAUUGAGUACUCUUCGCUAGAUCAAGUCGCAAGUUGUCCAAUUCCUAGUCCACCUGAAUGGCCCCCACUGUUACAGAUACCGGCUCCUGAGUAUCGUGCAGUGAGUGCUAAUUCAUUUGCGUCAAGAGACUUGCCUAAUGAGUCAUGCAGGACAACAGGAUCUUGUCCAGCAACUUCAUUGUUCACUGGGAAUAAUCGAUCACUUGGAAACAUUUUAACGGUGAAUAUGUUCACUAGCUUCACCAUCAAUUCCUCAGAUCUUAUCAGCAGUUUAGCCAGCAAUGUCUUGGGUACAGCAACAUAUCCUGAAUCAAACAAUUAUAUUGAACCUGCUUUCCUUUCCAAUCUUCCCAUCUAUAACCUUCAAAGUCAGUGCAUGUUGAACUCUACAUUUUCGGUUGUUGUUAAUCAAUCAUCAUUUGAAAAGGAUCAAGAGGUGCAAUGUGUUCAGGGUAUAAAUUUGUGGCGAAAUAGUUCUUCUGAGGUGAAUGAUGAGCUGUAUAAAGGUUACAGGGAAGGGAAUCCACAGCGGGAGAUAAAUGAGAUCAUUGCAGCCUAUGAUUUCUUAAACUCAGAUGGGAAUAAUUUUAAUGUCACCAUCUGGUACAAUUCUACCUAUAAAAAUUAUACUCCUGGUAUUAUUCAGAUGGCAUUGAUGCGAGUUCCACGAUCAGUAAAUUUGGUUUCCAAUGCCUACCUUCAGUUUUUGAGAGGUGCUGGUACAAAAAUGCUCUUUGAGUUUGUCAAAGAAAUGCCAAAACCUGGAACUAAAUUCACACUGGAUUGGUCAUCCCUUCUUGGACCACUCUUCUUUAGCUGGGUUAUUUUACAACCAUUCCCUGUGAUAUUGGAAGCAUUGGUUUAUGAGAAACAGCAGAAGCUCAGAGUCAUGAUGAAAAUGCAUGGGCUUCGUGAUGGACCUUAUUGGAUGAUAUCCUAUGCUUAUUUUCUUGCCAUAUCUUUGCUGCACAUGUUAUGCUUUGUGAUCUUUGGCUCAGUUAUAGGGUUGAAAUUCUUCACACUUAAUGACUACAGUAUCCAGUUUGUGUUUUACCUUUUCUACAUAAAUCUGCAAAUCUCGCUGGCCUUCCUAAUAGCUUCAGUGUUCACAAAUGUGAAGACUGCUUCAGUGACUGCAUACAUGUGCGUCUUUGGGACAGCUCUAUUAGGUAGCUUUCUCUUCCAGACAUUGCUUGAAGAAAAGUCAUUCCCAAGAGGCUGGAUUACUGUACUUGAGUUAUAUCCCGGCUUUGCUCUAUAUCGUGGAUUAUAUGAAUUAUCACAGUAUUCUUUAAUGGGAAAUUAUAUGGAAACUAAUGGAAUGAGGUGGGGAGAUUUGAGUGACAGCAUGAAUGGGAUGAGAGAGGUCUGGAUCAUCAUUCUUGUUGAGUGGAUUGUGGUGCUUCCCAUUGCAUAUUAUGUAGAUCAAGUUGCAUCUCCGGGCGGUGCAAAAAGUCCUUUACUUUUCUUACAAAACUUCCGAAAGAAACCUCUGUCAGCUUUCAGAAAGCCUAGUUUGGGAAGGCAGGAGUCUAAUGUUCUUGUUGAGAUGGAGAAACCCGAUGUUUGUCAGGAGAGGGAGAAGGUUGAGCAGUUACUAGUUGAACCAAGCACAAGUCAUGCCAUUAUCUGCGAUAAUCUCAAAAUGGUUUAUCCAGGAAAGGAUGGAAAUCCUGAGAAAUUUGCAGUAAGAGGGCUAUCUCUUGCAUUGCCUCGUGGGGAGUGCUUUGGCAUGCUGGGACCAAAUGGUGCUGGCAAGACCUCUUUCAUUAACAUGAUGAUCGGACUCACAAAGCCAACAUCUGGCACUGGAUUAGUUCAGGGUUUGGACAUAAGGACUCAAAUGGGUGCCAUUUAUACCAGCAUGGGUGUCUGUCCACAGCAUAACCUUCUGUGGGAAAGCUUAACUGGAAGGGAGCACAUGCUAUUUUAUGGUAGACUUAAGAACCUCAAAGGUUCUGCUUUAACUCAAGCAGUAGAAGAAUCUCUCAAGAGUGUCAACCUAUUUCAUGGAGGGGUUGCUGACAAACAGGCAGGGAAAUACAGUGGAGGAAUGAAGAGGAGGCUCAGUGUUGCCAUUUCCCUGAUUGGGGAUCCCAAAGUUGUUUAUAUGGAUGAGCCAAGUACUGGAUUAGAUCCAGCAUCAAGAAACAGUUUAUGGAAAGUUGUGAAAUGUGCAAAGAAUGACCGCGCAAUUAUUCUCACCACACAUUCAAUGGAAGAAGCAGAGGUUCUCUGUGAUCGGUUAGGCAUUUUUGUGGAUGGCAGUUUGCAGUGUAUAGGGAAUGCGAAAGAGCUGAAGGCUAGAUAUGGAGGAUCUUACACAUUUACCAUUACAACUUCUUCAAACCAUGAGGAGGAAGCUGAACAUAUGAUACACCACCUCUCCCCCAAUUCUAAUAAGAUAUACCAUAUAUCGGGGACACAGAAGUUUGAGCUGCCAAAACAAGAGGUGAGCAUUGCAGAAGUAUUCCAAGCAGUGGAGAAAGCAAAGAGCAGGUUCACUGUUCUUGCAUGGGGUUUGGCUGACACCACUCUUGAGGAUGUCUUCAUCAAGGUUGCUCAGGAAGCACAGGCCGUCAAUGUCAUAUCUUGAUUUCCUUUACAUAUUGUUAUGUCCUUAUAUAAUAUUUGUAAUUUUAAUCUGUGUAAACCUUCAUAGUAGUUUUGUUGUCUUUAUCUUCCCUUUUUUUUUUUUUUUGGAUAAAUGAACCUUCACAGGUUGUAUUGCAGCUAAUGUAUGGUUGAGGUUUUUUUUUUUUUUUUCUUAAAGAAUUACAGUUAAUGUUCUUUUGUAUUCAUAAGAGGUUUGGACAGUAAAAUCUUAGAUCAAGU
Rubroshorea leprosula is the source of this 3133-nucleotide messenger RNA. NCBI's taxonomy places the organism in Eukaryota, Viridiplantae, Streptophyta, Magnoliopsida, Malvales, Dipterocarpaceae. The record is from the annotation of a GenBank genome assembly.